AUAUUACGCACUAUUUUGCAUACAAACAUUGUAUUUAGUCUUCAGGCCGCUUGGCGUGCGUUUCAAGUUUGCUGAGAGUGGAGAGCGUUUAAACUGUGAGGUAUGUCAGAGUUUGGGUUUCUUUCGUAUACAAUGUAGAACUGUUUUUAUAUUUUCGCUUCUUUUUACGUGUUACUGUCACAACGAGUCGUGUGCCUACGUUAUAUUGUCAUGCUGCCAACCACGCGUUCAUUUUGCACAAACAACUACACGGAGUAAUUUCCAAGACUUUAUAAAUUCAGCUUCAAAUCUUGUUAGCCUGUUUUCUAUAAACGCCAUUCGUGUAAUGUGCUAAACAUCAAGGAAAAACAGCUCCUAUCCGAAUGAUACCACUUAAUUAGUCUUAGAACUUGAGUCUCUUAAAAAUGCAAAUAGUUUGGAAAGUUUUGUAAUUGACCAUUUUAGCAUAAAAAGCUUCCUGAGAGACAGUAUAGCAACAACAUUUAGCUUUUAAACUUGGUUAUCAUUUACAUUCGACUUUAUCACUGGUAGUGAAAGCAUAGAUUCACAUUUUGGUCAAAACACCAGAAUAGUUCAGACAAUUGUUUUCUGAUAACGGCUUUCAUGUAAUCCUCGUACUCAAAGACAAAAGGCAUCGGACAUAGUUGAACUCGUGGGAAGGUUGUGAGUUCAAUCUCUUUGCAGUCAAUAAUUAGUUUGAUUAAAAACUUUAACCAUGCAUCACUAUUUACACUCUUCAACCAUUUUGAGGUUACAUGGAUUGUGUGCAAAUUAAAACUAUUAAAUAACCAAACUCCAAAGCAAAGAUCUUUUGGGGCGAUCUGGUCUCUUCCGUAUCCUCAGGUCCAAACAUUUUACACAACAUUAAGAUACCCCACAUAAUGCGAUUAAUGGUGUUUCAUAGACUGGCAUGCCUUAACUAACUACCCGCAAACUGAUACACUAUCAAUAGGUUCCUAGCUCCUAUCACCAUUUUUUUUGAGAUACUUUCAGAGAGCUAGAGACCUUUGGAAACCAUUUCUGAAACAGUGAAGUUGGCUACCAUUUUACCACGGCGUACUAAAAACCACCUAAUACAAGAACAACUGAACUGUGAUUCUCAGUUCGCUGUACCAGAAUCGCUGGGUCUUGUGUUCAAUUUUGGGGCCUUACGGUUUACGUUAAACCUCUUGUAUAUUAUAAAUGCAGCGUACAAAUCCGUUAUUCAAGGGCCCUUAUGAAGCUAGUUGAACUGAUUUUGCCGAAGCCGAAGGAUUGGAUAUGUAACAAAACCAAUACCAGCCGACAAUUUAAAAAACGUAUACAAGACAAAACAAAACAUAAUCCGAAGAUAUUAUGUUAAUAAAAACUCAAGAUAUGUCAUAUAUGUAUUCAUUCUCGUCAUAUUUUGACUCGUAUCUUGACUUGAGUUUCAAGAUGCUAAUAUCUUCGGAUUAUCAGUAUUGUAUAUGCAAAUAUCUUGCUUCAUUUACAGUAUAGCUUUUGAGCUUAAUUAUCAUUUAAUGCCAGUCAAUAGUUCUCAUUAGAGAAUUUUUCAGAUUUUCAAUAUGCAAAUAUAUAAAACAUUGUGAAUGAACUUUUGUUCCAAACAUGAUACACUGUUGGUGAUGCUUGAGUAAACUGCCUUCUUCAUACUGCGGAUAUGUUAGACAUGGUCAAAUAUCAACCUCGCAAGCCAGUGUAAUUUCAGCCCAAAGACCCUGGGCAUGACUUGCGAGUUUGGGCCGGAUAUCAUGAUUUAUAUUCAGUCUAAUUCUUAAUGCAUUAUUUCUCUGCAGUAGCAACAGCGACAGUUCUAGCGACUUAAGCUACGUUUACACGCUGCGAUUUGUCGGGCCGAUUUUGGUAAAUAAUCGAUGCCCCUUCUUCGAGAUUUAGCGAUUUAAACAUUCAAUUGAAGCUCUCCGCUCUCUCGUCUAUUCAUAUUAUAGUUUUCUGCGUGCGAAAAGUUUUCAACAACUUUACAACGGAAGAAAAAUCGUUGAAUCGUGAGAAAAAUCUGUGGUUUUGUUACAGAUUUUUCUCCCGAUUUUGUGAAUCGCAAGGUGCUGACGCGAGACUGACGACAGGUUAUUUACAUACAGCGAGCAAAAUCGGCCCGACAAAUCGCAGCGUGUAAACGUACCUUUAAGCCUGGCGCACACGAUGCGAUUUUAGUCGGCCGAUAAAAAUUAUAACCAAUCAGAUUUCAUGCUGUGAUCACGUGCUUGUAUUUAUUUGGCAACAUGGCGCCUACAGUUCAGGGAGCAUAUUUUUUUCGUAAUUGUGUGCGGAGUAUACCGAUCACCGAUGUAUAUCGGUAUGUCAAACGAUUUUUAUCGGCCGACUAAAAAUCGCAUCGUGUGCGCCAGGCUUUAGCUAUAGCCUAAGGUAAUUUAAUUACUGCAAGUUUUAGUGGUGUAAUAUAAAUGUAUAAAUAGUAAAUUAUUCAGUUUUGGGUGAUCAAUAUCAGUGACAAGAGCUCUUAUCAUUUGUAAAAAUAGUAAAGUAGCGCAAACAACCAAUUUGGUAACGUUUUGGGUUAGGAAGAAAUGUUGACACUCUCUAAGCCGUCCUGGUUCUAUUUAAUUAAGAAAUACUCAGUAUUUAGAUAAACGUUCAAUUAAUUUUCCAAUCUAGUAAUCAAUGCCGAUUCAGAUAGUGACAGAUACUCAUAAAUGGUAACUUUGAUGUCCGUAGACCGUAGUUGAUAAGUCCGCUCCCUUUCAUAUAGCCUGAGCGCCUGCUUUGCAGGCCACCUUUCUCAGGUUUAAGCUUGUGACUAGCUGAUUUGGUUUGUGCAUAGCCAUAUAGGACUAACAAUGGGUUGUGUUUCUGGGCGCUUGUAUACUAGAAUUUACCGUAGCCAUACAGUUUCAUGACUAGAGGUAUUACUGCACGAUACCACAUAAUUUAAGCUUGGUGUUCGACAACUCUGGACAAAGAAAGAUUUGUUAGGCAAUACACAGUAGACGAAGUCGUUAUUUUAAAACUGUAUAAUGAUUCUCUUGACAUAGGAAAGAAAACUAUGAAGCAGAGAGGAAAAACAAUAUUGAUAUGCAUUAUGCAAAAAUUAAAAUACAAAGAAACCUUGACUGCUUUUGUGACAUGGAACGAACUCACCAUGGCAUUUAAUAAAGUCAUUGUUUAAUAUUGGCAACAGCUGCCAGAAUGAUUACUAUUGAGGCCAAUUACUGUAGACCUCGGCGAAGGAGUUUAUAUAGGCAGCGUUUACACUGUACCGUUUUCGUAGCGUUCUCGUAUUGUUCGAGAGAACUAGACUAUUGUCUUGCGUUCCCUUGAGGAUUAAGAACAAUACGAGAACGCUACGAAAACGGUACAGUGUAAACGCUGCCAUAGACACAAACCACGACAGAUAUAAAGUUCUAUUACAUGAAAGCGCCUGACGCAUGUACAUGUAUAGUUCUAUACGCAAAGAUACUUCACUUAGUGACCGAGACGGUCUGAGUUGUGAUCCAGCGUUGUAUAAACAGGAAACACAAUUAGGAUCCGUAAUUAGGAGGAUAACAAUAAAGGACGCGAAAGGCUCUCAAUUGACCAUUUGCGUAAUAGACUAAAUUUUGAACUAAACAAGUCUAGACAAAAAUUUCAUCACAGCUUGAAGGAGCAUCACAAAAUUAGUAAUAUUCCAAAGUUUCGUUGCAAAAUGUUGUAAAAUGCGGAAAAUAUAGCCUUGCGAAAUUUUCAAUUUUCAGUCAUUUUAGAUUACAAACGGGAAAUUGACAGCCCCAAACCCUUCGAGGCUGUCAAUUUCCGGUUUGUAAUCUAAAAUGACUGAAAAUUGCAAAUUUCGCAAGGCUAUAUUUUCCGCCUUUUACAACAUUUUGUAACGAAACUUUGGAAUAUUACUAAUUUUGUGAUGCUCUUUCGAGCUGUAAUGAAAUUUUUGUUGAGAUCAAAAUUUAGUCUAUUACGCAAAUGGUCAAUUAGUACAAAAGAAAUGAAUAAUUAGACGUCUGACAAGGCCUUGGCAUGUUGUGCAGGCUGUGUUUACAAUGGCAAAUACAAAUAAAGAUUUUUCAUUCAAUUAUAUCAGUUUAACUACCCUGAGUUCCAAUGGCUUCAAAGAGUUUCCUAGCUAGGGUUUGUUUCUCCGAAGAGGUUGUCUCUUGAACCUACAGUAUAUGAAUCCUUUAUAUCCUACAUGUUUAGCUUACGUUUUUAUACUUACAUGCCAUUAAGUAUAGAAAAGCCUAUACAGGUUUCCAAAGGUCUCUAGCCCCCUGUAAGUAUCUCAAAAGGGGAAAAAUGUAAAUAACUAUGUAAUUUGGGCAAUUUAAUAAAAAAAAACAAAAAAAAACGACGCCAAUGUGGCGACUUGACAAGUUUUGUCUGGUUUCUUGACCUUUUCGUAUGCAGUUACCUCUCUAUAGAUUAAGGCCAAGUUCAAACGUCGAACCGUUUUCAUGUACCGAACCUAAUGUAGCCAUAGAAUAGCUGCAGGUGGUUUUAAGAAUUGCGGUAACCCCUUAAAACCCCGCCAGCUACCAGGCUAAAGAUAAUGCAAAUGAUGUCAUGAUUGACAUUAAUCGAAACAUGACCCAUCCAAUAUCAGUUCUAUCGAACGAGAUACCCAAACUGUCGAUAUUUACCUAACUUGCGCUGUCAGAUUCUCUUCGUUCCCAAUGUGUAGGGCUUGAAAUUUGCAGUAUCCCGAUAUCCAAGGGAUACCAGAUUUUAAGUUUGGAUUCUGGACAUCACAAGCUAAGUAUCCAUUGGGAUACUAAACAAGCUUCUGUCCUCCGCAUAUAGUGUAUUUUUCUGUGGUACAGUACAGUAUAUGAAUCCUUUAUAUUAAUUAUAUCUUCAAAUUCAUAUAACAAUUGAAAACUAAAUUUAUCAGUUGUUUCAAAGUUUGAAUAUUACUAGCCAAAUGUGGGAUACAGAUUUUCGUGGUGAAUGCCAGAUUUAUUUCAAGUUUCUUGUAUCCGCCCACUGGAGUAGUGCCGAAGAUUUCACAUUUCGAGCCCUGCAAUGCGUAUUGGAAAGGUCCUGCGUAUCUAUAUACAGACUAUAGUUUAGCACUACCAGCACCAGCCGGCUGGAAAAUCCGCUCACCAAUUAGUGAGAGACUCGGUAAUCACUGAUGAACAAUCAGUGCGAUGUUUGAAGUGUAAAAUAAUGAAUGAUAUUUACUCUUACCUAGAGAGUCUACAAGAAGUCCAUAACCUUGAGUCACGAUGUUGAACAGCGAGUCGAAUGCGAACGAAGAACCUAAAAAGAACGGAAUCCGUCAUUAUAGCGAUGAUGAGAUCAAAUAUGGUUGGAUUACGGUUCGACCUGGAUGUAUGCAGAUUAUGCUCAAACCUCUCUUGUUUCUGCUAACAUUGGUGGGCUGUAGCAGUACCCAAAGUGAGUAUGGGGAGGGAGGGGCACUAAGAUUGUUCUCUAACUUGAGGCAACACUGCAACCUUUGAGACGUUUACGAAUAUCUUACAUCUCUCCGUUUGUGCUCUUGUACUGCUCGGAUAUACUGCACCUCAGGGUGAGUUAGAGAGGGAGGACGUAGGGACAGAAAAUGGGUGGGGAGGGGGGAGGCUUUCAGAGGGGUACACCCCUAUGUAUGCAGGUUAUGCUUCAACCUUAUUAUCUGCUAGUAUUGGUCAGAUGUAGCAAAACACAGGGUGAGGUAGAGGCGGGAGGUGGGGGACGUUUAGGGAAGGAGAGAGAAGUUGGGGAAAGGAGAGAGAAGUUAGGGGCAGGAGGGGGAAGGCGGAAGCUUCCAGUCAGAGGGGCACAUCUCUAUAAAUGUAUCGAGCAGCCUAGACGGGAUCACCAAGAGGGGGUUCCCCUGCUCUGAACUAAAUAAGAGGCUGCAUUGAUUUAUUAUCCUUUUCAAGAACUAAAUUAUUUUCAAUAUGGGCAGAGUAACCGUCACUUAAUAAGGCUGCAGUUUAGUUGAGGUAAUGUUGCGUUCACAUCCGAUUUAGCUGCAGUGGUCGAUUAACGGUUUAUCCAAGGAUUAUCCACAUUUUUUGUUGGUUAUUUAUGAAAUAGAGGUAUACUAUUUACAACAUCAGCGGUCGUGUUGCAUCGGAUAUAAAUGUUUUAAUGAGAACAUUCGUAUUCUUGAACAAUUUAAAAUAAAUGAAUGAUGAUAUUUUGUGAGAAAAUUGAACAUAAAGUUCAUGUACAUCAUCAUGAUUGUGUAUCAGAUAUACAAACUCCUUAACAGUCAUGAUUUUUUGUGUUUUCUUCACGGAUUAUUAAUGAGUUUCACAAUGUAUUUUACAUGCAGUGCAAUACAUAAUGGCACACAUACAUCUUCGAAUAGAGAAAACUACCCUAAUGAUUAAUUUCUUGGUUAUCGUUCCAUGUUUCGCGCACUAAUAUAGGUUAGGGUUAGGGGUUAGGGUUAGGUUUAGGUUUAAGGUUAGGGUGUGUAUAUAUGUAUAAGGAGGUAUCCAGUUGACUUUGCAGUACACUAUAAUAUCCAUUACAUAACGCUUACUAUAUUGGUGCGCGAAACAUGGAACGAUUACCAAUUUCCUCAACCAAAGUUUCGUUCUCUAGUUCUGUUACAGCACAUGUUACCAGCAGUUGAGCGGACAUUAAAAACGCGAUAUAACCUCACGGACAAAGACGUCACUGGUCUCUAUGUGGCACAAGGAAUUUCAUUAAUGGUUGCCGUUGUUAUUGUUGGUUACUUUGGAAAUUUUCGCGCAAGAAAAAUACGUUGCAUUGGAGCUGGUAUGGCGUUAAGCGGUAAGUCAGAGGUGAAACCUUUCGAAAAAUUUGUCAAACUUUUAGCAUCGUAGAAUAUCGGUAAUAGACCUUAUGCAUAAUGACGUCACAAGGCUUGAUGCCCGCGAGAAAUGCUGGUCUUAGCAUUGGGUCUUAGUCAUCGCCCAAGAAAAUUUCGAUAGUGGCCAUUUUGAAUUGUUUAAUUUUCCCGAGAAGGUCUAUCGGUGGAUUUCUGUAAGUGUCGUGGUGCAACAGCAUAUUGGGAUGAACCUUAGAAAUAUUAACACUUUAUAAAAACGAGAAAAUUUAACAUAUUUCAGUUCUGUAUAAGACUACAACAUAUAAUGUAAAAAAUAACAUUAUUUUCUCGCUCGGAUAAUAAUUGUCAUGUAUAUAAUCAUAGAUAUAAUCGUGAUGUAAUCAUAGAUAUAAUCACGAUAGUGCUUUGUGAAACACACCUAUAAUAUAUAGUUAUUUGUGAAACAUGCCUUAAGAUAAUUAAUUUCUUGUUUCUUGUAAUUAUCGUGAUACAAUCAGAUAUAAUCGCGUUUUUUAAAUGGUAAUAACGGAAGAUAUUGUAUCUCGGUAUUGAUCAAAGAUAACCGAUGAUAAUUAGUGAUAUUCAUGAUAUCGUCUGCGUUUCUUUACUCUAGGCUUGGGCGCAAUAGUUUUUUCAAUUCCACAUUUCAGAGCAAGUGAUUACGAUCCGCAGCCAAACAUGCCUGAGUUUAUUCUUAACAAAUUCGGCUUAUGUGGUCUAAGCCAGUUUCCUUGUGUGGAGAAAAGUGUGAAAUCUUCAUAUAUGGCGUCAUUUGUUAUUGGUCAAAUAAUGAUUGGGACAGGUCUUGCUCCGCUGUACUGUCUUGUCCCGGCCUAUAUUGAUGAAAAUAUCAAGCCAAAGUGGAUGCCUAUAGCAAUGUUACUGUGGUAUGCUAUUCUUUAUAUUGGGCCUAUCAUUGGAAUGGCAGCUGCUGGUAUAUUCCUACAGAGUUACAUCGACAUUGAUCAGGUACUGUGAGCUUUGGCCUGAGCCUUGCUUCACCCAAUAUUUUUGCAAACAAACUUGGCCCAUAGCCUAUCGAAGGGAGAUUGCUAUGAAACUCAUUAGAAUAACAAUAUAACUCAUCUAUGUUACUCAACGUUUAUUCAUAAACCUGAUCCUUCACCGUCACGUGCGUAUUGUAUUUUUGCCCAACUACAACUCCGGUUCAUUGAAAUCAAAGUUAUAAUUUGUUUCUAGCCGAAACUAUUGCAUCAAAUGGAUUCAGAGGAUUUCCGCUGGCUUGGUGCAUGGUGGCUCGGAUAUCUUGUGUUUGGUCUAAUAACAAUAUUCCAUGCUCUUAUUGUUUCUGGAUUUCCCGCCUCGCUACCAGGCUCCCGAGCUGUCAGGGACGAGCAUAUCCUUAAAGGUAUAACUUAUUCUUGAAAUAACGAUAAAUGUGUUUCAAACACGAGGCGCAGUCGAGUUUUUUCAUUUUUGUUCAGGAUUUGUUUAGUACAGUGGUUAUUGUACGCUUUUUAUGCAUUUCUUUUUUUUUUUGCAUAUUGUUUCUGGCUCAUUUCCACUCCGAAGAAAAUUGACCGACAGAAAUUUUCCGUGGGAAAAUGUUCAACUUUUAACCAUAUUUUCGUAAAUUUUCUUUCCGUGAAAUGGAGAUUUUUCUUGAGUGGAAAUGGCGUCCACACCGACAAGUUGAAAAGGAAAUUGUUUAGCAGACUGUUUUAGAGUGUACAGCCAUCCAGUAUAAAUAAAGCUAGUUUAGUUUAUUUAAGUCUCUAUUAUAUUAUUCCAGGCCAUAUUCCUACAAACGAUGACAAAAUCACACAAACUCCAGCUGGUGUUCUCCAUGCAACAACCAAUUUGUUGAAAAAUAAAGCAUAUAUUUUCAACACGUUGGCAAGUAUUUGUAUCGUAUUUUUCCUCUACGCUCUGGGACCGUUUAUGAUACAAAUUAUUAUCAUUAAAUAUGGUGCUGAUCCAUUCAAGAUUGUUAUGCCCGUCAUGACAGUUUUGCUGUUUGGCUUUGCAGGUAGGUGUCAGGUUUUCCACUGUAAGAAAGUUAAUCGACUUAGGGACCAGUCAUUAUUCAUGACGGGGGUGGCACUGAAGAGAAAAGGGUUGGGUAAACAAAUCAGGGUUCGUAGUCUCCAAGAUCAAAAAAUUUCAAAGACUUUCAAAGAUUUUUUCUGCCUAUUGUCAAAGACUUUUCAAAGACCUUUGAGAGCAAUCAGGUGUCGAAAAAUUGCGAUGUAUAAGCACUAUUUUUACCCGGUAAUUAGUCCUGUCAAAUCACAUCCUAAAAUGCACUUUUUCGUCGAUAUUUGCGAAAAUUUUGCUUCAAUCAAUCUAUUGUAUUAGCUAGGAAAUCGUAUAAUCAAAUAAUCACUAAAGAAUUUAAAGACUUUUAAAGACUUUAUUCGCUUUUUCACACACUUCAAAGACUUUUCAAAGACCUUAAUUAAAGAUUUUCCAAAGAUUUUCAAGGAUUUCAAAGACCGCUACGAAUCCUGCAAAUUCCAAACAACUCAAGGGUUGGGUAAUAAAAAUUUGUUGUCAUUUCCAAAGCAUGACUCACUGAAAUAUUGAAGACUAAAAAGCAAUGUCAGCAGUAUUAUGCAAAUACAAUAUGUAAAUCAAUCAGAGUGACUAUCUUGAUCAUUUUCCGAUUUGUCAGGAGGCAAAUGGUGUCUCCAAAGAAAGUACAUGUGCAGACAACAUGAAACUUUAGACUGCAGAAAAUUUCACAAGCCGUUAUCAUACUCCUGUGGCAGAAGUGGUAAAGGACAUAUGUUACAACUGAAUGGUAUAUUGGUAUAUUGAUAUUUGAGGUUGGGUAAUGAAAUUUUUGGCUUUUUAAUGGUUGGGUCAGCACAAAUUUUGCCACAAAAAACAUUUCUUUUCGGUGCCACCCCGACCAUAAAUAAUGACUGGUCCCCUUAUCUGGGGAUUUUAUUCACUUUUAUAUUUUACCCAUUUAGUUGGUGUAAUUAUUGGUGGUUACUUGACGUAUCGUAUCAGUUUAAAAACUCUCGCCAAAGGAGCGGCAUUGCUCUGCCUCGCUACACAGGCAUUGUGCAUCCUGGCACCUCUACUGUUUGUUGUUCCCGGAUGUAAUGAAAGUAAUAUAGCUGGAGUUACCAAGGACUAUCCCGCUCUUGGGUAAGUGAGCCAUUUACUUCUUCAUAGUUAUAUUCACUAUGACAUUGAAAACUGUAAUCCUGGAUGGCUUUUGGAUGUAUUAUGUAUGCUGGAGUAUUGGUGAUCGAGUUCAAUUACUAGAAAGUGCUUCCAGCUUGACUCUGCCAAACACUGCAGGGCCUUUUCCUGUAGUAACAUGCGACCACCAAUUUAGAGAUGGCCCUUACUGGACCUCUACAGUGAACAGUUUAGAAGUGAUAGAGCUACCGUAGCUUAGUUUAGUAACAUUAGAGCAACGAGAGAUGACGCUUGCUGGGCCUCUAAAAAGGACUGUUUUAGAACUGCGAGAGAUAUCCAGUAUAAAUAAAGUUCGUUCAAGUUUAGAUUUCCUCCUGUAGUAACACUGGAUCAAUAAGAGAUGAUUCUUACUGAACCUCUAGAGAGAACUGUUUAGAACUGAUAGAGCUAUCCAGUUUAGUUAAGAUUUCCUAGCUAGUGAAAAGAUUAUGAUGUAUAUUUUUUACUCUAGUGGCAAGCCGAUGUCCAAGAUGGGUGCGAAUGGUACUAGCGAGUUAACAGCGGCAUGUAACAAGCCCUGUGCAUGUUCUACAUUUAUCAGUCAACCAGUUUGUGGUUCAAACAAUGUCGCAUACUUUGAUCCAUGUCACGCUGGAUGUAAGGCCAAAAUAUCGGAAAAAGUAAGUAGAAAUACUAUCGUAAAUCGUUUCACGAAGCGGGUCGCUUUUACGAACAACGUAUAGUAUUAAGGCCGAUUUACACUACACAACUUUUGCCUAAAACUGUCGCAUGCAACCUGCUUACAACUUGAGUUGUAGCUGUUCCCUAACAUAUCCUCAUGUGUUCCAUAUAUCCUCGUGUAUUCCCUAACAUAUCCUCAUGUGCUCCUAACAUAUCCUCAUGUGUUCCCUAAUAUAUCUUCAUGUGUUCCCUAACAUAUCAUCAUGUGUUCCCUCACAUAUCCUCAUGUGUUCCUAACAUAUCCUCAUGUGUUCCUAACAUAUCCUCAUGUGUUCCUAACAUAUCCUCGUGUAUUCCCUAAUAUAUCCUCAUCUGUUCCCUAACAUAUCAUCAUGUGUUGCCUAACAUAUCGUCAUGUGUUCCUAACAUAUCCUCAUGUGUUCCUAACAUAUCCUCAUGUGUUCCCUAACAUAUCCUCAUGUGUUUCAGGACUACGACAAUUGUACGUGUGUACCCUCGAGUAUCCCAGGAAAGAAAUAUGGAACUGCGAGGAAAGGUUUCUGUGAUCGAGGUUGUGGCAGUUGGAAAGUGUUUCUGUUUGCCACAUUCCUGGCUGUCGUUUUGUUUGGUGCUAAUGUUGUACCAAGUAGGGUCGUCGUCUUACGGUAAAUAUACAAUACCUACUACCCUUGAGCUAAGUGGACUCUAUAUGCUUGCACAAUACUCAUAAUUAAAUUAAUUCACGUGUUAUUUGGCCCAUCACAUCAUCGAGAAGUCGAGCAAAGGCCACCUCACAUACAUUGAUUCAACGUUUCACUGCAGGAGGAAACUUUAAACUAACUUUAUAGUUUAAAGCCGGUUACCCUGAUCGUAGGUUAGCGUUGAACUUCAAAGUAAAUUCCUCAAGAACUAAUUGUUACUGACAAACUUAGAAAUAUUCUACAGAAAUCUUGUCUGGAUAGAGUCGAUGAUGAGUCCUAUUAUCCAAUCUUUUGUUAAAACAAAUAGUCGUUUGCCUUAAUUGUGUUUUCAAAAACUGACUCCAGGACUUUUAUGAAGAUCAGGGGCCGGUUGUAUAAAACUCUUAAUAACUUUUUAAUCACUAUUUUGUAGUUAAAUAGUGAUUAACUCUCAAAUACGCGCUUCUUAUUGGAUGACGUUUCCACUUAACUAUGGUUAACUUUAAUCACUUUUUUUAUACAAUCGGCCCCUGGGCUUAAGCAUCGAUACCUUUGCAAUAAUAAAUACAACGUGGCGUUUCCAUAAACCAAACUAAAAUGAAGAUGGUGUUUUUUUUACAAAAUAAAAUAUCAAAGAACUUUAAUUUUCUAUGUAGAUGUGUUCAGAACAACCAGCGAUCUUAUGCUCUGGCGGUCCAACAAUUCCUGACAAUUCUGGUGGCGUUCAUACCGACGCAUCUUGUGAAGUAUAUCAUGCACCGUGACUGUCAUAUCUGGCAGAAAGACCCAUGUGGACGAAAGGGGAUAUGUUGGGAUUAUCACACGAACUCCAUGAGCAAGAGCAUGACCAUAUUCGGUCUGGUUGUUACUGGUAAGCUAAGGGUACUUGUGUCUGAAUUAGAGCUUGCCUCUGUCCGGCGAUGCAUGAACGUUGCAUACUCUUCCUAUGUAUAGUUUCUGAAUCAAUCUUUUGCGUGGAUGUUAAAAUUAGAAGUUAUACAGGGCGUAUCAAAAAAAGCGCAAUCCUCGACUGAAAUGUAAAUUGCUAAACAAAUAAUAGACGAAAACGUUAAAGUUUACAUUCAUUUUAAAGCGUAGCCAUUCGCUUUCUAACAGUGGGUUGUUUCUUAAAUUUGACUCAUUGGUUCGCGGCUAAUAAUACUUUACGUUAUUGCGAUUGGAGAUUAAAAAAAUUGAGAUGGAAUAACAAAUCGUUCUCAUGAAAAUAACUGAUUUUUUCAUUAAAACAAACAAAUGUUGCAUUUUAUUAAAUGGAUUGUAACAAUAAGUAUAAUUACGGCUUUUCUUCCACUAUUUUUAACUCAGUUUGAAACUUCAAAUGCGAUAUAAUAUUGGCUUGGACCAUGUAAGCUGACUGACAUCAACUUGCUAUAAUUUCUGUUUACAUUACAUCGCAAUUCGAUGACACUCUGGCUCAGACACCAGAAUGUUUUGACGAUUUUUAGCAUUCGUUUAGGAUUUUCAAACAACCUGGUCUCUUUUAAAAUACUUUUAAUUUGUUCUUACGUGGUUUUCCAGAUGUAGUGACGACAACAUUAAAGUUUAAAGAAGAAAAUUCUAACAUUUAAACCGACUAAACAAUUACAUAGUAAACUUGCAUAAUUAAACAGCAACUAAAAAUGAUAGGUUUUACUAAAUCUUUUCCUGUGCAAUUAUUACUAGCAUUGGAGAAAAGGAUAAUAGUUUGUUUGAAAGAGAAAAGAACAGGCUUUGAAGUAAGCCUAAAAGCGUUUAACUAGAAAUAGUAUUUCGAAAGUUAUUAAGCACAAAAGAUGAAUUGCGUUAUUUUGAUACACCUGUGGUUUCAAUUGCGGGGGCAUACUAUAAUUAUUUCGUACUUACUUUCGUAACUGUACGCUAAAUUAUUAUAAAGGUAAUAAAGCUGGUUUCUGUGAUCACGGUAUGAAUUUUGCAUGGGUGAAUUUUAAGUUUUAAAGGAUUUGUAAGAACUGCUUGAGGGAACUGACUUACUGUUUAACACUUCCCUCAAACAUUUAUUACAAAUCCUAUAAAAUGUGCAAUUUACCUAUGCAAAAUUCCUUUUGUAAUCACAGCAAUGACAAUAAUUUCGGCAAUGCGUUCCGCCAGCAAGUUACAACAAAAUUGCUGCAACUUGCAACAAAAUCUGAUUUCAACGCAUGCUAAUUGAAAAUGUUUACACAUAAAUUACAAAUCACGAGGCAACAUGUGUCAACAUUUCUACUUAACAUGCGUUGAAAUCAGAUUUUGUUGCAAGUUGCAGCAAUUUUGUUGCCCGUAUUACUCCAGCCUUAUGAGUAAAAAACUUGUGUUUAACAAAUCGAUUUUGUUCUGCCUACAGCCCUGGCCACGACGUGUUAUUUCUUCUCCUGGCAUAUAUAUGAAUCACCAAAGACAAUCAAAACCCACAGACUGCUGAGUGACACAAGUACCGCACCAGAUGAGAUGGAUGACGGCAAGGAGACCAAACUGUGACGUAAUAUGACGUCACUACAGAUGACGUCAACUUCAUGACGUCAUCUGUGAUACUGAAGAAAUGUAGGACGUGUGUUACAUUUGUAGACAUUUAUAUUUUGUAUUUUGUAUUUGUCACAAGUUUUGUGAACUAGACUUUUUCAACAAUAAAUUCGCAGAGAUUUGAAA
Molecule: messenger RNA, 13845 nt
Organism: Paramuricea clavata
Lineage: Eukaryota; Metazoa; Cnidaria; Anthozoa; Malacalcyonacea; Plexauridae
Source: the annotation of a GenBank genome assembly